AUGUAUGUACGGGAUUCGCUCAUAGAAUUACUCUACCAUUCUCUCACAUCUGCUUCAAUAUUAACUUUAAAUCCUCCCAAGAGGAUUUCAACAUCCAGUUUGGUAAAUGCUCAAAUAUGGUCGCCUCAUGACAGUGUCACAACCACCGGCGGACGUCACAAUGUUAGCUGUAUCUCAUAUGAGGUGCAAUUUAUCUGUGAUUGUGCCAUGGUGGAUGAGGAUCUGGUGCUACCCCAUUUAAUUGGCUCGGCAUAUCAAUUGGAGAUUCGUAAUUGCAAAUCGCUGACCAUUGAAUCGAAUGCCUUACAGGAUACCCAGCACUUGCAUAAAAUCACAUUUAAAAAUGUGGAAAAUUUAAUACUUAGCCAAUAUGCAUUGUCAUUGCCGGACUAUAGCAGCAGCACGCCAUUAAUAUUGUCCUUUGAAAAGGUCAAAGUCAAAUUAAUCGAUUCCCUUGCCAUUAAUGGACAAAUUGAAGAAAUCACAAUUGUCGAUAGCUAUAUAGAGUCUAUAAGACCCUUUGCGUUUAAUAUUUUAAAAAAUAAUGCCCUACGCCUAACCAUGGAUAGGGUGACAAUCAACAGAAUUGAGCCACAGGCUUUUAAAAAACUAGUUGUAGAAAAAAUCGAUAUACAAAAUUGUGAAUUUCUGCAGAAUGUGCCAUCAAAAACAUUCUACGACAUAGAAGUUAGCGAUUCGUUAUAUUUAUCCAAAUGUAGAUUUAAAAAAGUCCACACAAAAGCUUUUUCAUUUAAAAUGAUCUCAAAGCUAACCAUAGCAAAUAAUUAUUUUGAAGCAAUUGAUGGUGAAUGGCUGGAAGCCUAUGUUAAGAAAAGUCCACAAAUACGAGAUAAUCAAUUUGGCAACACGAGUGUAAUAGCUUUUGCAGGUAUAAAAGUACAUCGCGAUUAUGGCAGCAGUGAAAAAUUAGAGUUGCGUUUUAGCAACAAUACCAUUUAUUUCCCCUACGACAAUGUCCGACCAUUAGAAUUUAGUCGUGAUUUUACCCUCAAUCUAAAACAACUGACCGUUAAUAAUCCAUAUCCGUGUUCCUCUGUCGAUGAUAAUACCCAGCCACUGAGACCAACAUCCGAAUUCUAUAAUCUACAUCAACACAAUGUAUAUUUUCGACAGGAUGGCAAUGCUGCAGCCCAUGAUAACCGGGGAGUUUCAGGCUAUAAACCAUUAAAUGAAAUUAUAGCCAGCGAUUGUGUCAAACACUCCUAUGUUCUUUAUAUAAUUAUUGGUGUGGUUGUAUUUGUAGUGCUAAUUGCCUUAAUUAUUGUUAUUGCUUGUUGGCUGGCGGCAAAGAAACGCAAGGCAAAACGAAAAAUGGAUAUCAUACAACCGGAACCAAGGACAUAUAAGGAAACACAAAUUGUCUAUCAAAUUGAAAAUGCUGGACUUCUUAAGACUGACUUUUAAAAAGAGAAAAAAAAUGGGAC
Messenger RNA from Musca vetustissima, 1445 nucleotides. RefSeq lists its product as uncharacterized. NCBI's taxonomy places the organism in Eukaryota, Metazoa, Arthropoda, Insecta, Diptera, Muscidae. Bases 1 to 1425 code for a protein of 474 amino acids. The record is from RefSeq and is a predicted model, not a curated record. The transcript is spliced from 9 exons.